UAGCUGAUUGGCGCGCUCAUCGCUAUGGCAACGGCUUGUUGUAGCAUCCUCAGCUUCCGGCUCCGUGUUCACCGCAGAGACAGAGAGUACCGGGAACGAUGGCCCAGCCGGCCACCGCCAUGAACCGCAAGAACCUGCAGAAGAUGGCCGAGAACCUGAGCAGAUCCGCCAGACACUUCACUAAGAUCGAGGUGGAAUGUCUCAUUCGACUUUACAACACCAUAGUGGGUCGUCCCAUAGACCCGAACAUCCGGGGGGAGGGAAUAGACCGGAACACCUUCAGGAAUAUACUGCACAACACGUUCACCAUGACUGACGAUAUGUUAAUGGACAGGGUUUUUCGCGCCUUCGAUAAAGACAACGACAGUCACAUUAGUCUGACGGAAUGGAUUGAAGGAUUGUCGGUGUUUCUCCGCGGAACGCUGGAUGAAAAGAUCAAAUAUUGUUUUGAAGUGUAUGAUCUGAACAGUGAUGGAUACAUCUCCAGGGAAGAAAUGUUCCACAUGUUGAAGAGCAGUCUACUCAAACAGCCUACAGAGGAAGAUCCAGAUGAGGGUAUAAAGGAUCUGGUGGAGAUAACCCUGAAAAAGAUGGAUUACGAUCACGACAGCAAACUGUCAUACACAGAUUUUGAAAAAGCUGUGCGAGAGGAGACCCUGCUCCUGGAAGCUUUUGGGCCGUGCCUCCCUGAUAGCAAGAGUAUAAUGGCUUUCGAGAGAAACGCAUUCGCAGAGCCAAGUGAACCAUAG
This is a messenger RNA of Nanorana parkeri, 749 nucleotides long. RefSeq names its product EF-hand calcium binding domain 1 (gene CLXN). Gene Ontology annotation, molecular function: calcium ion binding. The transcript is spliced from 6 exons. The coding region runs from base 99 to 749 and encodes 216 amino acids. Lineage: Eukaryota; Metazoa; Chordata; Amphibia; Anura; Dicroglossidae. The record is from RefSeq and is a predicted model, not a curated record.